Molecule: messenger RNA, 2255 nt
Organism: Hyla sarda
Lineage: Eukaryota; Metazoa; Chordata; Amphibia; Anura; Hylidae
Product: histo-blood group ABO system transferase-like
Exons: 4
Coding region: 133-1107 (324 amino acids)
Biological process (GO): carbohydrate metabolic process
Cellular component (GO): vesicle; membrane; Golgi apparatus
Molecular function (GO): hexosyltransferase activity
Source: RefSeq, a predicted model, not a curated record
UCUUCCUCUGCACAGGUUUUGAUAAAUCUCCCCCAUGGUUGUUACCCAGAGAGCACCAGCUAACCAGGUGACUUGCAGCUUGACCUAUGGGCACCUUGCUCAGCCCCCUUUAUAAGAGGAGGAACCAUUACAAUGUCUCUCUUGUUGCUGAGGUCAAGUCCAGUCCAGACGUCUCAGGGCCAGUGUCCAGCACAUCUGGAGGCCUCAAGCCUAAAUUACAGCCACAUGUAUAUCCUAAAGGUCACCAGACCAAAUCUAAGUCUCAACUUUCCCCCUAAUCUACAAAGGAGAUCAGACGUGCCAACAGUCACACCUUGGCUGGCCCCUAUUGUCUGGAAUGGGAUCUUCAGCAGAGACAUUCUCAAUGCUCAAUUUCAUCAGAUCGAUGUCCGCGUUGGUCUUACGGUAUUUGCCAUAAAAAAAUACGUCAGGUUCCUUAAUAAAUUCAUCGAGUCGGCUGAGAAGUUCUUCAUGGUUGGACACAAGGUCAAUUAUUAUGUGUUCACAGAUCGGGCCAAUGAGAUUUCCAAUUUCACCCUCGCCGAAGGUAGACAACUGGUCAUCUUGGAGGUUCCAGCCUAUGAAAGGUGGCAGGAUGUCUCCAUGAGACGUAUGGAGAUGAUCCGAGACUUCUCCAUUAAGCGCUUUGUCAAUGAGGUGGAUUACUUGGCGUGUGUAGAUGUGGACAUGGAGUUUUCUGAUGACUUUGGGGUAGAAAUCUUAAGCAAUGUUUUUGGAGCUUUACAUCCUGGAUUCUUCGAUAAAACUCGAAAAGAGUUCACCAACGAGCGCAGGCCACAGUCCAGCGCCUACAUACCGUAUGAUGAUGGAGACUUUUAUUAUUCGGGAGCAUGUUUUGGAGGCGUAAUAGAAGAGGUCAUUAGGUUGACCAACUACUGUCACCAGGCCAUGAUGGCCGACAAGCAGCAAAAUAUGGAGGCGAUUUGGCAUGACGAGAGUUAUUUAAAUAAAUAUUUUGUGUUCUAUAAACCGACCAAAAUCCUGUCACCGGAAUAUAUAUGGAACAAUUAUUAUGGCUCUCCAGCCGUUGUACAAACCAAAAGGUUCCUUCAUGUAGACAAAAAUUAUGAAGAGGUCAGAUUUUAACAAUGGUUUUUGCCCAGCCAUAUUGAGCAUUGAAGGGGUAUUGAUUUAAAGUAAGAAAAAUGUCUAAAAUCUUUCAAAAGUUUCCAUAUGAUGAACAAAAACCUUCCAAAUUUUAUGAUGAAAGACAAGGAUGUAUGUAGAAGAAGGACAAGCCGAUGGACCAUUGGUGUUGGUGAGAUCUGGAUAUCUGUGGGUCCUUUUAUACUUGUGGCCCUCACAUAGCUUGAGGUGAAGUCUUCUCAAGUACGGUAUCUACAUCACAGUUAAUCCCCCUGUGUAGACCCUCUACAGCAGAGGACCUACUUAUAUAGUACCUCCAUAUAGUACCUCACACAUAAAAUCUGUAGAUUUGGCUGACAUUCAUCAUGUGUAUAUCUACCUUAAAGGGGCACAGGAUAGGGGAUAAGAUGUCUGAUUGCGGGGGUCCCACCGCCGGGGACCCCCGAGAUCUCGGCUAUGGCACCCGUUAACUGGUGCGUAGAGCGAACUUCGUUCCAUGCGGAAUGACUGGCAAUGCGUGGCCGGAAGCUCGUGACAUCACUUAUUUUGGUGAAAUGGCUCAUUCCGGUUUGAGUUCCCUCCCUACAAUUCCUUCAAUGAUCUCCCUCCCAUUAAGCGGUCCACCUAUUGAAGCUCAGACAGGUUUCCUCUGAUCACCUGAAUUGCGACAUAAUGUCUCGGGCAGCACUGAAACCUGGGAACAUUUGAGACAACACUUAUUUUGUAUGCUGCUAAAAAAUAAAACAUCGGGGCAAAGAUCACAUAAGAAUUGCAAAAUCAUCAACCAAACACAGGUACAGACACAAUAUUGUAAACUACACUAACCUUACAGUCAAAUAAAAAAUAAAUCCUGGAAUACCCCUUUAAAACUUCCCAUGAAAGUACACCAUGAAAGUCUGCUGGGAGUUGUAGAUUCACAGGAAUUACAUUAAUGACUGCCAAACUAAUAUCUAGAGAAACAAAGCACGGACAUGUUAUAUUUCAUGUGCUCAUUCCUUUAGAUCCAGCACCAAAAGGUAUGGCCAAAAUAAGAUAUAGUAAACAGGAGAUAAUUAAAUGGGCACUGUCAGAUACAAAAACCUUUCAUAUGUUGUAAAGCAUGUGCUGUAUAACCAAUAGGUUUUGCAAUUGCUUUUAUUAGAAAAUUU